AUGCCGCCUCCCUCCAACUCCAGCACGAGCAGCGUCUUCCUCCAGUCGCCCAAUGCCAUACCCCCGCGAACAUCUUCCACCGGCCAGCACGCCACCAGUCCCGCCCUCUUAGCAGCAGCAGCAGGGACAACCUCACCUUCGUCGAGGUCCUCCGUCCUCCGCCCAGUGCCCGAGGGUGACUGGAUCGGCUCCGGCACGCCGCCGCACCACUACCACUCGCGGUCGCCCCCGACCUCGUCCUCCAACUCCAAGCGUCCGCGCCGCUCCUCACUGCCCUCGACCUCGUCGAUCCUCGCCAGCAUGGCCCAGAAACCAACUCCACCUGAUCCCUCACGGUACGCCCACGACGACUUCAACUUCAUUGGCGGCCGCAAGAGCUGGGCCCCGGACAAGGAUCGUGUCAUCAUGGGGCCCUUUGAGUACCUCAACGAGCAGCGCGGCAAGGAUUUCCGGUCGCAGCUCAUCGCCGCCUUCAACUCCUGGCUCGACGUGCCGCCCGCCAGCAUCGAGGUCAUCACAAAGGUCGUCGGCAUGCUGCACACGGCCUCGCUGCUCAUCGACGACGUCGAGGAUAACAGCCUGCUGCGCCGCGGGCUACCCGUCGCCCACUCACUAUUCGGCGUGCCCCAGACCAUCAACUCGGCCAACUACGUCUACUUCUGCGCCCUCGAGGAGCUGCAGAAGCUCAAGAACCCCACCUGCGUCGCAGUCUUCGCCGACGAGCUGCUCAACCUGCACCGCGGUCAGGGCAUGGAUCUCUUUUGGCGAGACACCCUGACCUGCCCCUCCGAGGACGAGUACCUCGAGAUGGUCGGCAACAAAACCGGCGGACUGUUCCGGCUGGGCAUCAAGCUGAUGCAGGCCGAGAGCGCGCGCUCGACCCCCAUCGACUGCGUCCCCCUCAUCAACCUGAUCGGGCUCAUCUUCCAGAUCCGCGACGACUACCAGAACCUGCGGUCGGCCGAGUACAGCGACAACAAGGGGCUAGCCGAGGACCUGACCGAGGGCAAGUUCAGCUUCCCCGUCAUCCACGCCGUGCGCGCCGACCCGACCGACCUACGCCUGCUCAACAUCCUGCGCCAGCGAACCGCCGACGACGAGGUCAAGCGCUACGCCGUCGCCUACAUGGAGGCCGUGGGAAGCUUCGACUACACCCGCGCCGUACUCGACGUCCUCGUUGCCCGCGCCCGCCGCGUCGCCGACGAGAUUGACCGCGUUGUUGCCGCUGGGGAUGAGUCUUGCGGGAGGAACAAGGGGAUCGGCGCGAUCUUGGACAAGAUGGUUAUUGGCGGCCCGGGCGAGAUGCAUUUCCCUGCUAAGAAGAACUGA
Diaporthe amygdali is the source of this 1329-nucleotide messenger RNA. Its product is annotated as geranylgeranyl diphosphate synthase. The coding region runs from base 1 to 1329 and encodes 442 amino acids. NCBI's taxonomy places the organism in Eukaryota, Fungi, Ascomycota, Sordariomycetes, Diaporthales, Diaporthaceae. Gene Ontology annotation, biological process: isoprenoid biosynthetic process. Gene Ontology annotation, molecular function: prenyltransferase activity. The transcript has a single exon. The record is from RefSeq and is a predicted model, not a curated record.